AGAAGUUCUCAGUUUUUCAUAUAUAUAGACUAUAGUUUCUCUUCUCUGCCACCUUUCUCUCUCUCUCUCUCAAUCUUUCAUUUCAGUUCUCAGAACCAUCACAUCACAAAUUUUCACAAUGUAUAAACCCUAGGAGCCAUAUCUUUUUCUUUCUGAGCUUAUUUUCUCGAGAAACAAACGCCGAAACUCCCGUGUUUUUUUCACGUCUCAAAGACGUGGAAAGAAAGAAAAGAAAACAAAGAAUCUGAGGAUCGUUGAUCGUACAAACUUCGGUUUCAAGUUUUCUGUAAAAACAGAAUGGGUGCAGGGAGGAAGACACAGACACACUCAUUGAAGGAGAAUUCUCAAUCUCUGAUUUCGAAAAAUUCUAGUACAACCGCAAGGAAUCUAAGGAAGAGCGAACUACGCGGUGUUAUCUUUGGUUGUAAGCAUCACACGAUCAAAGAAUGUUUGUCCAAACAAUUGUUUGGAUUACCAGCUCUACAUUUCUCUUAUAUAAGGAAUAUUAGUGUUGGUUUGCCACUUUUCUUAUUCAAUUACAGUGACAGAAGGCUUCAUGGUAUCUUUGAGGCUGCAAGUCCAGGACAAAUGAAUAUUAAUCCAUAUGCUUGGACUGAUGGUUCAGAGUCUACCCCAUUUCCUGCACAGGUCAAGAUUCGAAUCCGUAAGCAGUGCCAGCCAUUGCUGGAAGAUCAGUUCAAACCUAUAAUUGCCGAAAAUUACUAUGAACAAAGACUGUUUUGGUUUGAACUUGACCAGGAGCAAACAGACAAGUUGAUUUCCUUGUUUUCAGCUUCAUCAGUCAUUGUGAGUACUUCCCUCCCAAGCAACACACAGAAGUGGAGCAGCCCAUUCAAAUCUGUCCAAGAAAGUGGCAACAUUGGAACACCUUCAUUAGAAUGCAAUGCUCAUCCAGGCCAGGCCAGAGUAGAAUGGGAAUCUUGGGAUGCUCCUGGUCUGUGCAGAGUCCCAGCUCUCAUUGGUGAGGGGGUAGCUGAAAGGGAAAAAAGGGAUUGUGGACCAUCAUAUCCAUCACCGAAAAAGUGGAGUGAUUUGUUUAGAGCUUCAAACACUCAUGCCACUCAUAAAUUAGAAUGCGAUGCUCGUCCAGACCAGGCUAGUGAAGAAUCGGAGUCCUGGGAUGCUCCUUGUCUGUGGGCAGUAGAAAAUCUCAUUGGUAAGGAUGAGGAAACAACGGAUGAGGUUGCAUCAGAAAUAGAUUACAACGAACAAUUACACUUCAACCCAAGUGUUGAUUGCUCCUCAAAUUUGGCCAUGAUGAAGGAGAUGUCAUCAGAGCAUAAGUAUGCCGAAGACACUGGAAUGCAUUACAACGAACAUUUACACUUAAAACCAAGUGUUGAUUGCUCCUCAAAUUUGGCCAUGACAAAGGAGAAGUCAUCAGAGCAUAAGCAUGCCGAAGACACUGGGCUACAUGGGAUACUUACAUUCCAGAAGCAUAAGAUGUCAUCGGAUGAUACUUACAUUCCAGAAGCAUCAAGGACUUUAGAAACAAAGUCUUCUGAAUUUCAGUCUAUUGUAGCCAAGUUGCUACAAGAAGUCAGUGAGCUGAAGUUAUUUCAGUUAAAACAAAGUGAAAAAAUCAAUUCCUUGGAGCUGUACCUGGGUGAAUUAAAAGAUCGAUGCGGACUUGUUACUGUAGAGGAAUUUAAGUCAUGUGAUGAACCUCCUUCAGAACUUGAUGAGAAAGUACUUAUUGUGGGAGGUUAUGAUGGCUCUAUGUGGUUAUCAGCUGUGGAUUCUUAUUCUCCUUCUUAUGAUCUGAUGGAAUCCCUUAGUCCAAUGAAUUUUGCACGAUCAAGCGCUGCAGCAGCAAAGCUAAAUGGUGAAGUCUACUUGCUCGGUGGUGUAUUUGGUGAAUGUUGGAAUGAUACAGUUGAAUCAUACAACCCAAUAAGCAAUCAGUGGGUCAGUCGUCCUCCAUUGAAUCAAAAGAAGGGGGGCUUAGCAGGAGUUUCUUUGAAUGAGAAGAUUUUUGCAAUUGGUGGUGGAAUUGGCGUUGAAUUUUUCUCUGAGGUGCAUGUUUUUUAUCCAGACGAAGGAAGGUGGAUUCCCACUCAGUCAAUGCUAAAAAAGAGAUAUUUGACUGCUGCGGCAGAAAUCAAUGGUGCGAUCUAUGUUGCUGGAGGAUAUGAUGGAAAGGAUUACUUGAACUCAGUGGAAAGAUUUGAUCCUCGGGAGCAAUCUUGGACUAGACUUAAGAAUAUGUCCGAAAGGAGAGGAAGUCAUUCAUUGUCUAUGCUGAAUGAGAAACUAUAUGCUAUUGGUGGCUAUGAUGGAGCUAAUGAACUUUCAUCUGUUGAGGUCUUAGACCCUCGUGUUGGUUUUUGGAUGAAGGGGGAGCCCAUGAAAGAAACCAGGAAGUAUGCCGGUGCUGUUGUAAUUGGAGAUUCGAUUUAUGUCAUGGGGGGAGUGAAUGAAGAGUUGAAAAUAUUGCACACGGUGGAGUGUUACAAGGAGGGUAAUGGGUGGCAGUUGACAAAACUUAGAGGCGUUGGGAAAAGGUGCUCCUUCUCUGCCGUUCUGUUAUGAGGUUAUGGACUGAAGAGUUUCUUUUUCUAGCAAAUUUAAUGUGUGUCAAUGGUGUUCAUAGUUCACACUUUAGAGUAGUGGUCUAUAAGUAUUUCUUACCCAAAAAAAAGUCUCGUUCGAUUUCGUGUUCUUAGAUCCAAUUUUACCAGGAAGAAGAGGAAGGAGGCCAGAAAUAUUAAUGAUGGGCCUUUUAUUUCGGCCAAAAAUUUGGUGAGUUUCUUUCGGUCGAAGCAGUGUUACGUGGGCAACUAUCUUCAGAUUUAGGAUCUAGUCAGGUAUUAGAUUUUGAGUGUAGGUGUUGGGCUUAAGAUAAGCUUUUUCUUGGAUUUGAUUGCACCUUUAUAUCUGAUGUGGACUGUUUUUAUCAGAUUGUGCAUCCGGCCCAAUCCCAUGCUAGCGCUAUUCCGCA
This is a messenger RNA of Quercus robur (English oak), 2962 nucleotides long. RefSeq lists its product as uncharacterized. Gene Ontology annotation, biological process: response to endoplasmic reticulum stress. NCBI's taxonomy places the organism in Eukaryota, Viridiplantae, Streptophyta, Magnoliopsida, Fagales, Fagaceae. The transcript has 11 exons. The record is from RefSeq and is a predicted model, not a curated record. Gene Ontology annotation, molecular function: protein binding. Bases 298 to 2553 code for a protein of 751 amino acids.